This is a messenger RNA of Dreissena polymorpha, 416 nucleotides long. RefSeq names its product ATPase family protein 2 homolog. Bases 78 to 335 code for a protein of 85 amino acids. NCBI's taxonomy places the organism in Eukaryota, Metazoa, Mollusca, Bivalvia, Myida, Dreissenidae. The record is from RefSeq and is a predicted model, not a curated record. The transcript has 2 exons.
UUUCGACCGCGUGUUGUACCGUACCCCUUCCCGAUCUUGACGCAAGGCGACCGAUCUUUGCUCUCCAUCUGAGGACGAUGCCUACUGCACACGACGUCACCCCGGACUCGCUAGCGGACCACACGGAUGGGUAUUCGGGAGCAGAGGUGGUGUCCGUUUGCCAUGAGGCGGCCCUGUUUGCUCUGCAGGAGGACAUCAGUAGCAUAUGCGUCCGGUGGGGCCACUUCCGGUCGGCGCUAGCCGCCGUAACUCCGAGAACCGGCGCCGACAUGAACGCUACCAGCAGAAAUCUGGCUUACAGUCUAUAUGAGGUUGAUCACGUGCAAAAUUGUUGAUAUGGUAUAAUUUGUUGUUUGUUCUUAGAAAAUAUAUGAGUCUGUGUAUGGAAAUAAAAACCUGUUUGUUAUGCAGUACAA